Molecule: messenger RNA, 915 nt
Organism: Atta colombica
Lineage: Eukaryota; Metazoa; Arthropoda; Insecta; Hymenoptera; Formicidae
Product: carbonic anhydrase 9-like
Exons: 6
Coding region: 1-915 (304 amino acids)
Cellular component (GO): cytoplasm
Molecular function (GO): zinc ion binding; carbonate dehydratase activity
Source: RefSeq, a predicted model, not a curated record
AUGCGUAUCUUACAAAUUGUAACGGCAUGGCUCAUCGUUAUACCGCACUGUGGCAUCCAUGGUUUUGGAUACAAUAAGAGAGAGCAACACUUGUGGCCGAAGAAGUACAAAUCAUGCGCAGGAAAACAACAAUCACCAGUGGUUAUAUGCACAUCAAAAGCGAUCGUUAAACCAUUUCCGGCUCUUGAACUGAUUGGUUAUCAUGAUUUUUUUCCAAUGCCGCAAUUAUUAAAAAAUAAUGGAAAAACUGUUAUACUUAGUAUAGACAAAAAUGAGACACAAGUAUAUAGAACAUUGCCUUAUAUAUUUGGAGGCAUGCUGCAAAAUCAAACAUUUGAAAUGGAAGAAGUGCACUUUCAUUGGGGCUUAAAAAAUAAUAGAGGUGCUGAACAUGUACUAAACGGUAUAAGAUAUUCAAUGGAAACGCAUAUUAUACAUUAUAAUAUAGCAUAUGGCAAUUAUUUGAAUGCGUUACAACACGAGGAUGGUAUAGCUGUAGUAGCUUCUUUCUUUCAGUUACAAGAUGAAGACAACGAGCGUCUUCAACCGUUUAUAAGUAAAUUACCUGAUGUGCAAUGGGCACAUACAGAGUUAUCGGUCAAUAUAUAUCUCACUCUAGCAUCCCUAAUACCAUCAAACACCGAUGUCUUUUACACAUACAAAGGAUCUUUCACAACUCCGCCUUGUUGUGAAGUAGUCACUUGGCACAUUUUCGCCAAUCCAAUUCCAAUAUCCUUUCGUCAGAUGAACAUGUUCCGGAAACUCUUAAACGGCGAGGGAAUUUUGGGCGAUAAUUUUAGAUUAUUACAAGAUAUUGGUCAACGUAAAAUAUAUAUUAGAAGAUUAGACCCAACAGUCUCGAUGAAAGAUAUCAAACACGAUGGUUUUACAAAUUUAAGUUGGUUCUGGGUGUAA